This is a messenger RNA of Wyeomyia smithii (pitcher-plant mosquito), 5334 nucleotides long. RefSeq names its product pyruvate kinase-like. The transcript has 4 exons. Gene Ontology annotation, biological process: glycolytic process. The coding region runs from base 3322 to 4863 and encodes 513 amino acids. The record is from RefSeq and is a predicted model, not a curated record. Gene Ontology annotation, cellular component: cytoplasm. Lineage: Eukaryota; Metazoa; Arthropoda; Insecta; Diptera; Culicidae. Gene Ontology annotation, molecular function: pyruvate kinase activity; magnesium ion binding; potassium ion binding.
UAAAUCGAGUACUGAGUUAAAUAGUUAAUGCGACCAAACAAAGAUAAGCAUUCCGAGAAAUCUCGUGGAAAUGUGUAUGGGAAGCGAAAAGUGUUACUUCUUACACGUCACUCGUACGAUGCACGAGAAUGUGACUUGGAUCACCUUCGCUGGCUGUAGGUUACAGAGGGUACGAUAAUGGAAAACGUCGCGAAACCGAACCGAAUACUGGCAAAGUUGCUAGUUUGCUGUGUAGCGAAGCUCAGCCGGAACGUGAUGCAAGUCAGCAUUUUUUCCGGUUUCUUUACCUUAGAUUUGAUUUAACUGAGUUUAAAUAUAGCUAUUAAUAUAACUAAGCUUCGAUCGUAACUCGUGACCACAGAAUGUGCCGGUUAUCUUGGUCAAAAUACGAAAUGGACAAACACCGGUAUUUGGAUAAUACUUGGUAGCAUUAUCAGUUUCGAAUGUGAUUGACAACAAUCUUGAAAGUCGUAAAUAAUUACUGUUGUUGUAUUCCGGGAAAUUCUAACCGUUCGUAAGAUUCAUCACUGCAGCUGAUAGCAUUUUUUUUUUCGCUUGAGCUGCCUUUUGUUAUGAUCUUUGCCGCAAUUUCUCUGCUUCUUUUAAAGUAAAAUGCACAAAGUUAUUUUUGAAUACACAUACCGUGCUGGAUCGAAAUCCGUACACCUAAGCACAUGAUAAUCUUCGACGGUCAAUAUAAAAUCAAGAAAUCACAUAUUGCUUUAAACUGACAUGUUUAGUUAUAGGUCUACUUAUAUUUUAUCACUAUUUUCCACCAAAAUGAUUAAAAUCACUCCGAAACUCGAAAAAAUCAUGUUUAAAUAGAACUUGUUUUGAAUCGAAUUCCGUACACAGUUUUUUGUCUGAAUCAAAACCCGUACACUUUUGAAUCGAAAUCCGCACACACGCGAUAUAGACUGGAUCAAAGUCCAUACAACAAUAAAUCAAACUCCGUAUAGAUGAAGAAGUGCAAAAAUGAACAUCUUUUAUUUAUAAUUUAUCUUUAAAUUACCGAAUAAGUAUUUUGAGGAUCAACUGGCUCCUUUUCAAAAUUUCAAAAAGAUUCACAGAGUAAAACACUUAUAUCCCACUUGAAAAUCGUUUUUAUCUGAAGAACGUUUCUUUAGUAAAUUCUCUAACAAUACAACGAAAUGACAACUGAAACCGAUACACGAUUGAUUUUUCAUUUUUAAUAUUUUUAUUUCAUGGCCUACUGGGGCAUAGUUUAAUUUAACAGAAGGCCAACAACUCAACGGAUAUGUACAUGUAACUAUCAUAUGAAUUUUCACUUUUAUAAUGCUUAAAACUGAAGAAAAACAUCAAGGUGUACGGAUUUCGAUACUGUACGGGUUUCGAUCCAGCACGGUAAUACACUUAAUUUACCUCUAGGAAUAGAAGAAUUAUUCUGGGCACUAGAGCCCUUUAUACAUGAUUGGACCCAUCAGACAAACUACUCGUCUUCUAGCCGCUGGUGAUUGCCCACUGAUGAUGAUGGGAGGACGUCAGCAAAUAUUUAAAGUUGUCCGUCAAAACAAACCAUCUAUCCAGAUCCAGGGGCGAUAAAGCUCACUCAUUCUUGGCGAUAUGCCGUUUUGAAGUGGAGCUCCCUUUUGCCACACAAAACCCAUCUCUUUAGAUUGAGUCUCGGUUCAAAGCCAAAGCAGAAUCAGCAGAAUAUAAUCGUAGAACAAAUCGGAAAACCCUUUGAAUGCAGAAAAAAAACUGAUUCAGAAUGAAAAUCAAAUUUUUAUAGCUAAUGUCAUUAAAAGUAUGAUUAUUAUAUUGCAUACCAAUUCGUGCCUUGGAAUGUCCUUUACUCAGUGAUGUACAGUAAAGUCGCUUUUCACGCGGGGGAUACGUGCCGCGAAAAAAAAACCGCGUAAAUUCCGGAAUCCGCGUGAAAAAAACUUGCGUUAAUUUUGCCUUCUGAGUGAAGAUAAACCGAAAUCCGAGGAAAAAAAAUACCGCGUAAAUUCCGGAAUCCGCGUAAAAAAAACCGCGUAAAUUCCGGAAUCCGCGUAAAACAGCCGCGUAAAAAGAAACCCGCGUAAAAAAACGCGUAGAAAGCGACCUAAGUGUAUAGCUCUUUUCUUUAGGACCCCUUCCAGUAAAUUAGCAGACGUUGGGAUAAGUGACACUCACUAUUUAGACAGUUUGCCUAUCUUUUUCUUAGCGGUUAGCGUUGAAGUGUUUAGAAUUUGAAUUUGUUUUAAAAUAAUAUUUAGUUGCAACAAAAAUAGAAUAACCAACAUGCUAAACCUUUAGGAUCGACGAGAAAACUCAUUUUUCGUUGAUUUUUUAGUGCAAAAAGUUACAUCAUAGCUUAGGUGUACGAAAUUUGAUGCAGUACGGUACAGCUUUUACCUUUUUGGACACAUUUAUUGAAGGUCACAGAACUAUUUCAACAUUUUAAAAGUGCAGCUGCUGAUAUUGGUUAGAACUUGUUAGUACGAUUAAUUGAAUGGUUCAUGCAAUAGACAUUUUUGAAACAACAUUUUAACAUACUGUUUGUCUAACUAUCCUAACUAAAUUUAACUCUUAACUAAGUUUACCCUUGAAAUUUUAUUCAUUUUUUUCUUCCGAUUAGGAUUUUGUUUACAUUCACGCAACACUUGGCCUUUGUUGAUUUUAUCUGGCCAACUUUGAUUCGCAGCCUAUUCAGGCUCCAAUCACUGAACAUGAUAAUUGGUUGAAAUAGUUACCAAUAUUUAUAAAAAGCGCUAUGUAAAUUCAAAGAUUCCGAUAUUCUUAAAGUAGAUUGCCGACAUGGCCGACAUCCAACUGUAAACUAUACAGAAAAGAUCCCAUUUGAAACUGACAGCCGAGAAUAAUUUUUGCAAAUUUACGUACAGAACUACAGGAGGCUUUUUUCAUGGCAAACAAAAAUGGAAUAAUAAUUGCGUAAAGAAAACCAGAGAUCCAAGCAUAAUUUCCAGAAUCCAAAAUUAUUAAACUAAACUAGGUUAGUACGCCAAUGUCCAAUGCUUAAAUUACCCGAAACCUGAAUUGACCUUAGAUGCUAAAUCAGUGGUUGAAACCGGAAUUCCUACAUUACGUAACUCGACGCGUCACCGUAGUACAACAUUCACAAUAACUGAUAGAAAACCACUCGGGAAACAUGAUUCGAUUGAUAAGGAUUGUUUGUUUACUGUUGAGGUAACACUAAACACUAUCAUCCGUAACCUACAGCUGACUUUCCUCGAUUGUUUCAAAAACUAUCGAUCACUCGUGAGAUUCCCGCCUCAGAACUAGCUUUCGGCUUGCGGCAAGCAUUUUUUUUCUUGCAAUUAUUCAUACCCCGUGAAAGUGAAGGGUCGCAAGAUGAAUCCGGAAUCCGUGUCCCACCUGGAGCACAUGUGCUCGCUGGACAUUGACUCGCCGACGGCGUUCGUGCGGCUGUCCGGUAUCAUCUGUACGAUCGGGCCCGCUUCGGUGGCACCGGAAACACUGGAGAAGAUGAUGGCCACCGGGAUGAAUAUUGCCCGGUUGAACUUUUCGCACGGUUCCCACGAGUAUCACGCCAACACGAUCAAGAACAUUCGCGAGGCGGUCGAUAACUAUUCCAAAAAGCUCGGCAAACCGUUCCCGCUGGCCAUCGCACUCGACACCAAGGGACCGGAGAUCCGUACCGGUUUGAUCGAGGGCAGCGGAACCGGUGAGGUCGACCUGAAGAAGGGUGAUAAAAUUCAGCUGACCACCGACAAGGAUCACCUUGAGAAGGGUAGCAAGGAGAAAAUCUAUGUUGAUUAUGUGAAUAUCGUGAAGGUAGUCAGACCAGGCGAUCGAGUUUUCGUUGACGACGGUUUGAUCUCGCUGGUUGUGGACAGUAUUAGCGGCGAUACGCUGACCUGUACGGUGGAGAAUGGUGGCGCACUGGGAUCGCGGAAGGGAGUUAACCUGCCCGGCGUUCCGGUCGAUCUACCUGCCGUUUCGGAGAAAGAUAAAUCCGAUCUGAUGUUUGGUGUUGAGCAAGGCGUUGAUGUUAUCUUUGCUUCGUUCAUUCGUAAUGCCGCUGCGUUGAAGGAAAUCCGCGGUAUUUUGGGUGACAAGGGAAAGAAUAUCAAAAUCAUUUCGAAGAUUGAGAAUCAGCAAGGUAUGCAGAACCUAGAUUCUAUUAUCGCUGCUUCGGACGGUAUUAUGGUUGCCAGAGGUGAUCUGGGUAUUGAAAUCCCCGCGGAAAAGGUCUUCCUGGCGCAGAAAUCGAUGAUUGCUCGGUGCAAUAGGGCUGGCAAACCGGUCAUCUGCGCCACCCAGAUGCUGGAGUCCAUGAUCAAGAAACCACGCCCGACUCGUGCCGAAAUUUCCGAUGUCGCCAAUGCCAUCAUUGACGGAGCCGAUUGCGUGAUGUUAUCCGGUGAAACUGCCAAGGGUGAAUAUCCACUGGAGUGUGUGCUGACAAUGGCUAAGACAUGCAAGGAAGCGGAAGCCGCCUUGUGGCAUCGCAAUCUAUUCAACGAUUUGGUAAAUGCCACUCAAAAUCCGCUGGAUACGGCAGCCUCUAUCGCGAUUGCUGCCGCGGAGGCGGCAACCAAAACACGCGCGGCUGCAGUUAUCGUUAUUACUACCUCCGGACGCUCGGCUCAUCUGAUUUCCAAGUACCGACCGCCUUGUCCGAUCAUCGCUGUUACGCGGUUCCCCCAAACCGCACGCCAGUGCCAUUUAUACCGAGGCAUUCUACCGGUGACCUAUGAGCAACCUGCCUUGGAUGACUGGUUGAAGGAUGUCGAUGUUCGUGUUCAGUACGGCAUGGAGUUCGGAAAGGAACGUGGCUUCCUAAAACCAGGCAACCCAGUGGUAAUCGUAACCGGCUGGAAGCAAGGCUCCGGUUUCACCAACACCAUUCGCGUUGUAAACGUUGAAUAAGUCUAGCUGCUCCGCAGAGAUGUUGUUUCUUCAUCUACACCAAGUAGAGUGUUUCAUCAAAUAACUCAUAGUCGUCAGUGACCUCAGAAAAAUGCUAGAUCAACCAGCCGUAGCGAAAGUUUCAGGUCGAUCUUUUAAAAAUAAGGGCCUUUUUCGUUUUAUUUUUCCCUGUCAAGUGUGCUUGUGUUAAUCGAUUUUCAUAAGAAUCAAACAAAAACUGUGCUGUCCUUGAUUAGUUUUGCUUUAAGCAAAGUAAAAAUAAGUUGACAGAAAUUGGUAUUCUAAGAAUUAUUUAUUUCAUUUAGGACAUUAUUAUCCUGGCCCCCCAAAAAAACUAGCUAUACCGAAGAAAAAUUUGAAUGUUAAUCUGCUUGGUAGCCACGAUCUGUUGCAAACUUCACAAGCAUAAAUGAUAGCGAGGAGUUUGUGUGACCUCAAAUAAAAGUAACCAGCAGUUGAACGUUGUGUAAA